AGCUUGAAGAAAAAGAAGAAGAAGAAGAUAAUAAAACAAAAAGAAGAAAUUAAUAAAUAAAUCACUCUUGUAAAUAUAUCUACGACUGACUAUUAUUUUUUAUAAUUGUAUUAUAAUAUUAUAAUUAUCGAUUGAUACCGGUGCAAAGAUUUAAACAUUUGAGGAUAAACGAAGAUUGUACAUAGAUAAAAAUAAAAAAAAAACAAAAAAAAAAAAAAAUCCGUACUAUCGGCUACGUUUUCGGCCUUCGGAUCGUUGCGCGUUUAACAAUAAAGUUUAAAGAAGAAAAGUAUAGAAGUAGAAGACGAUAUUCGUAGCAUCGCAAUCAACACCUGAAGCAAAAGAAUACUCUUCCAACAUAUCGCCGAACAAGAUGGUCGAGAAAAUAUUGGAGGAACGUGAGGACGAGCGGCAGGAGUCUGGAAGAGGAGAUGGCGGUUGCAGGGAAAUCGCAUCCAACGGAGAAACCAUGAGCGCUGUUCAAGCUCGUCAAGAAGAAGCCAGGCGAAAGAGACGCAGGAAGAAACGUUCCGGUUCAUCUCUAGUCUCAUCUUGUUUCCAAGAACUUUACAAGCUUACCGGUGAAGUUCUUGGGGAAGGAGCUUACGCUUCUGUGCAAACCUGCGCUUCCCUGUAUACCGAUUUGGAAUACGCGGUUAAAAUCAUUGAUAAAAUUCCGGGACAUGCGCGUGCCAGGGUAUUCAAAGAGGUUGAAACCUUCCAUCAUUGUCAGGGACACUCCAACAUCAUACAACUUAUCGAGUUCUUUGAGGAUGACGAGAGGUUCUAUUUGGUGUUUGAGAAAGUAAACGGAGGGCAGCUACUGAACAGAAUUCAAGAAAGAAUUCACUUCACCGAACGUGAAGCAAGCGAAAUUGUCAAAGAGAUAGCCAGCGCCUUGAAUUUCCUCCACAAGAAAGGAAUAGCGCACAGGGAUCUAAAACCAGAAAACAUCUUGUGCGUCCAUCCGGACAAGCUGACGCCCAUAAAAGUUUGCGACUUUGACCUGGGCUCAGGGAUUAAGUUCAACAACUCGCUGUCGAGCCCAAUUGCAACACCGCAGUUAUUAACGCCUGUCGGUAGUGCUGAAUUCAUGGCACCUGAAGUGGUCGAAGCUUUCAUUGGCGAGGUGAAUUCUUACGAUAAACGCUGCGAUUUAUGGAGCCUGGGUGUUAUCAUGUACAUACUGCUGUGCGGCUACCCUCCGUUUUAUGGAAAUUGCGGCACGGAUUGCGGCUGGGAGAAAGGAGAGAAUUGCCAGUCUUGUCAGGAGCUUUUAUUUACCAGCAUCCAGGAGGGUAGAUACGAAUUUCCUGAAAGGGAAUGGAGAUGCAUUUCGGAAGAUGCAAAGGACUUGAUCAGAGGAUUGCUGGUCAAGGAAGCUCACCAAAGACUCAGCGCCGAGAGUGUGUUGAAACAUCGUUGGAUUAAUCCUGGACCAACAGACGAGGAAGGGGGUGACAGGUCACUCACCACUCCACAAAUUAUUAGAAGGAAUAAUUCAGCUCGUGAAUUGUCAGCAUUUGCGGAAUCUGCUAUGGCUGUCAACAGAGUAGUUCUACAGCAUUUCUCGGUUAAUUUGGAAGAAUUGGCUGAGAAUAGAGCGCCGAGAUUAUCGACGUCAUCGACCGACGAGGACAAUCAUCCUUACGGACAUAUGUCGGAUUCUAGCAGCGAAUUGUCAGAACAUGGAAAAAAUUGCGUCACCCAUUCCUCGAGCGAGUUUGACACACCUCGGGCAAAGUCAUGUUCCGUUCACUCGAGCAUUGACUUGAAUGAUUUGAAGAUCAUCGGCAGGAAUCGACUCAUUGGUAAGGAGUCUCUCAAUCUGUUCGGGCUUUCACCACCGAGCGAGAGCAGACUGAUGCAGAGGAGACUCAAGGCGCGUUCAAAUCUACUCGAACGUCGCACCGACUCAAUCGUAGCAUCGCCAAGUGGCUGAUAGGCGAUGCGAUGAUUUCAGAUUUUGAAAUUAUUUCUCAAACAUGUUUUGUCGCAUCAAUUUAUAUCAACAAAGAGAGAAGCUAAGAAGUUGUUGGUAUAAGCAUUAAACAAUGAGAGAGGUUUUUUUUUUUUUUUUCAGUCUGAAGGAAAUUUGAAAUUGUAAUUGAAAAUUUUCUUGUUCUGCGGUUGACGUUAAUACGGCUAUGAUAAUAUUGUAGCGACUCCUACCCUGACGUGGCGUUACACUUUUCUGUAAUUUGCUUUUAAUUUUUUUUAUUUUUUCUUUUUUGUUACAGUUUUUGUUAUAAGAAUACCUAUGAAGUGAAAAAUAAAUUCUAAACUUGAGGGAAAAGCAAAAACAGAAUACGAGACAAAAAAAGUAAAAAAAAUUACCACCGAGGCUGUAAUUGUCCAAUGCAACCAUUUGACGCAAUUUACCCACUGACACGUAUGAAUUUGAUGGUGUUUUCGAUUACGUACGUUUAAAUUCAGACUUUGAUAUCGGUAUAUUGUAGAUCUGUCAAAAAUAUGUACAUGCAUAUUAUUACAUUUUGGAAUUCUCUCACUACUACAAUUCUCUCUCUCAGCCUCUCUGUCUCUCUCUUUCAUUUUCUCCCUGUCUUGAAUAUUAUUAUUGUGAAAGUCUUUUUUACAUUUCGUUGUUUAAUACGAUUACUUGUAUUCAUUUAUUAAUGAUCGAAUUUUGUAAAUUGUUGCGUGCUCUUUGAGAGCCCCAGGUGCAUUGUAAAAGGUUUGCUCACUAGGAAGGUAGUCAGAGGGUAGAUUUUAAGGUUGAAGGAGGGUAGAGUCGUGGUGGAGAGAAGAGCUAUUUCGUAGGUAUUGUAAGAAGAUUGAUAAAAUUUUAAGAUUGUCAUCAAUUUAAUCGUAAAAGGAAGAAAGGAAAAAAAUUUGAAAUUUGUACCUGUACCUUACGCAGAUAAUCGAAACAAAAAAAAAAAAGUAGAUGAGUGUAAAAAUAUAAAAAGUGCAAAUCGGUAGUAAAAGAGAUAAACCUGUUGCGACGUUUGAGUCUAUGUUGAUGAUGAAUUUAAAGAUUUAAAUCUAUUAAUUAUUGUGUAAUUAUAGAAUUUUAACGAAUCAACUACCACCUUUCCAAUGGGUUUGUACAACGCUACUUGAUAUGUAACAUAUUAUUGUAGGUAUUGUAGUUGAGAUAAACACAGGGAGUUGUUUUUGGGGAUCAUCAGUGAGCGAUGGAUUUAUAGUGCAAGUUUCAGUUAACGGUCAACUCAGUCAUGAAAAUAUCUUGGUGUAUUUUUUUCUUCGCGAUAUUAGAAAGAAAAAGCAAAGAUUUUGUAAACGAUUAUUAUUAUUGUUAUUAUUACCUUACUACUACUUCUGCUACUACUACUAGACAUAUUAUCAAUAAUAAUAUUAUUAUAUUCUCAAGCAACAGUAUUGUAGGUUUGCGGUUGAAGCAACUUACCUUCAUUCUGGGUACUCAGGAUGUGUAGCGUUGACUCUCAAACUCUGAACCUUUGAGUUACAUACGUUGAUUAUUUUUAUUUAUUUUUAUUUUUUUCUCAAUACUGUCUUGCACUAUUACACCAAUUUUCCAUCUAUCAUGCCUCUUUUUUUCUAAGAAAUUUAUUUGAGAAAAAAAUCAUUCCUCUUUGCGAUGGGUGAUACGAAUUUGUGCGUUUCUUGAGAAAAAAAGUCGCUGAACAUUUUCGGUCUGUUAUAUUACGGCGAGAGAAAUUGAAGAGAUAACUCAGUCCAGGCCAAGAGCUGUAUAAGCCCUUAUAUUACACUCUUUGUAAGGAAAAACCAAACGUUAAGAGAACAAAAAAUAAAUAGAAUAUGAACAAACAACACUUACACUGGCACAAAAAUAAACUGUACAAAUAUUUUCACGUACUGUAACUGUACUGUAUAAACGAUGUUACUGGUUAUCGCUUAGUUUGGUCGUGGCAAAUUUGCACAGUUAAUUACACAACAUAAAAACCCAUAAAAACAAUGGUACGUUUGAUACACACUAUCGUAGAGUGUUGGAAAAUUUCUGAGCCAAUCUCUGUUGAAUUAAUUUCCGCCGACUGGCCUAAAUUUCAUGCAGGUGGACAGUUGCAAUCAAACCAAAGGACUGUCUUGUUUAAUGAGUCAUAAAAUGGCUCUGCUCAGGAACUGUCUGACAAAAUAUUCAGAGAAAAAUGAAAAGAAAACACAUCGUGCAAAAAAGAAAAUAGAAAAAUAAAAAAACUAAUGAUUCAAGCUCAUCGUCAGUUAUGAACUAUUCCUUUGAUUUCUCUCUUUCGAGCUUAAACUAUUACGAUAUGUUGUUAGAAAAUCACUGGGAACGGUUUCGGGCUCCAACGUCAACGAAAACUUCUCAUUUAGUUUCAUUUUCUUCUCUCUUUUUCAAAAUGAAAAUAGUUAUCGCGUAUAGUUUUACGCGAGAAAUGUUCAACCGCCGUAGAAAAAAAAAGAAGGGGAAA
Diprion similis is the source of this 4397-nucleotide messenger RNA. Its product is annotated as MAP kinase-interacting serine/threonine-protein kinase 1-like. Gene Ontology annotation, cellular component: cytoplasm; nucleus. The coding region runs from base 374 to 1942 and encodes 522 amino acids. Gene Ontology annotation, molecular function: calcium-dependent protein serine/threonine kinase activity; calcium/calmodulin-dependent protein kinase activity; ATP binding. Gene Ontology annotation, biological process: peptidyl-serine phosphorylation; protein autophosphorylation; intracellular signal transduction. The record is from RefSeq and is a predicted model, not a curated record. The transcript is spliced from 5 exons. Lineage: Eukaryota; Metazoa; Arthropoda; Insecta; Hymenoptera; Diprionidae.